AUGCCAGCUACAAUUGCCUCCUUUGUAGCCAAGGCUUGGUAUCUCCGCAUGCCUCUGUCAGCCAAGGUCAUAAACACUCAUCCUAUCUCGACGCAAGCCUCAAUUGAUCGGAAGUUGCAUCGUGGGAGGAGAGAAGUACCGCUAACUCUUCGCAUAAGUUGGAUCAAAACCAUCAAAGUCUUGAGCUCUACUGGCAACAACAAGCCUCAUGUCGACUUCGGUCACAGAGAGCUCACCUGCAACGGGAAGGCAUGUCAACGUACUAGCCCAUCGCGAUCCGAGUCCCUGUCCAGCUGCGCCGGCAUAUCCAGAAUGUCCAUCUUUUCGGGCGUGUCGUUAUCAAUUCCAAUGAAGAGCACAUCGCCACGAGUUAAUCCAGGCUAUUGUUUCUGCCACGGAUGCCAAGAUCGAAGUUUUCUCGGAUUUCCACGACUUGUUCCCUCUUUAGGCUUGUACAACGAAGCGCACGCCUUCCACGUUGUUCAACGAGUUGAUCAAAACCCCCCAGCCGUCUUGAAGAAGCCAUCACCUAAUUGA
Messenger RNA from Pochonia chlamydosporia 170, 537 nucleotides. RefSeq lists its product as hypothetical. The record is from RefSeq and is a predicted model, not a curated record. The transcript has a single exon. Lineage: Eukaryota; Fungi; Ascomycota; Sordariomycetes; Hypocreales; Clavicipitaceae. Bases 1 to 537 code for a protein of 178 amino acids.